This is a messenger RNA of Lotus japonicus, 1072 nucleotides long. RefSeq lists its product as uncharacterized. Gene Ontology annotation, cellular component: U12-type spliceosomal complex. The record is from RefSeq and is a predicted model, not a curated record. The coding region runs from base 211 to 960 and encodes 249 amino acids. Gene Ontology annotation, biological process: mRNA splicing, via spliceosome. Lineage: Eukaryota; Viridiplantae; Streptophyta; Magnoliopsida; Fabales; Fabaceae. The transcript has 5 exons.
UUGAGAGAGUUGACUGCUGGGCGCGGGUAACGGUUAUGAAGAUUUGACCGGUAAGCCCAACCGUCAUCAACCUCUACAAAACUGAAACAAAGCCCUUGCUCACGCUUCAAAAUGUUUCAUUUGGCUCCAGCAAUCUCUUUCUUUGACAUUCACAAUGUCUUGAUGAGUCUCUUCUACGCUUUACGUGCCCAAUAAUCCACCAUCAUCAAAAUGAUCAAUCAGAUUCCUUCUUCUCCUAUGAUGAUCGUCAAUGACAGUUUUCUCUAUCACAGGCUUCCUUCCCAAACCCUUAAACUCUCCAUCCUCAAAUUGGAUGCCUCUUCCUUCUAUGUUGAAGUUGCAAAGACGGCAAAUGUAGCAGAACUCAAGAAGGCGGUGGAGGCGGCUUUCGGUUACAUGCCUCAGAAGGGGCCAGGGAAAAUAUCAUGGCCACAUGUUUGGGGGCAAUUUUGCUUAAGCUAUGAAGGACACAAGCUAGUUACUGAUACGGAUUAUCUCAGAGAUUAUGGCAUCAAGGAUGGUAAUCAGCUUCAAUUCAUACCCCAUGUAUCCAACAUAUCCAACACCAGCAGUUUUCAAAGAAGGGGGUUGAAGAAGCGAGUUGUCAAAUUGAAACAACUUAGGAGGUGCAGGUCAUCGUCACAGAUCAAUAGGCAUCCAAGGAAAGAACAUGGUGGUGAUGGCGAAAUUUGUUUGGAUGAUAUAGAGACAGGGAAUACUCAAAAUUGGAAUGCACAAGAAAAUAGCUCUGGAAAGAGCAGGUUAACUCGAUUUUUUGAAGGGUUAUUCUCACACACCCGGCAAUCAGUUGUGAGAAGAGCAAAAAUUGAAGCCAGGAUCUGGCCCUCAGUGAUUUCCAAAGGUGUAGUGAGCAGUUUUAGGAAAAUUAGAAGAAUUUUAUGCUAUUGCAGGAGGCAGUGCUACAUUAGAAGACACUCAUGGAGAGAAUUUUCAAUAUAGAGUUUUCAUUUUAAUGCUUUGAUUCCCUAGUGUAUGCACACUGUUAAGACAUAUUUCAACGGUAUAUUUUGGCUCUUUUAUUGGAGGAGACUGUAUUAUAUUUCUUGGACAA